Puccinia graminis f. sp. tritici CRL 75-36-700-3 is the source of this 1212-nucleotide messenger RNA. RefSeq names its product deoxyhypusine synthase. NCBI's taxonomy places the organism in Eukaryota, Fungi, Basidiomycota, Pucciniomycetes, Pucciniales, Pucciniaceae. Gene Ontology annotation, biological process: peptidyl-hypusine biosynthetic process. Gene Ontology annotation, cellular component: cytoplasm. The transcript is spliced from 5 exons. The record is from RefSeq and is a predicted model, not a curated record. Gene Ontology annotation, molecular function: deoxyhypusine synthase activity. The coding region runs from base 1 to 1212 and encodes 403 amino acids.
AUGGAAACCAAGCCAGAACCAGGACCAUCAGCAGCAAAAGACGAAGAAGAACAAGAGAGGAAGAACCAUGAACAGAGUCUCAUCAACCAAGAGUUCGAGAAAACAAGAUCCACCAUCCUCGUCAACUCCCAACCACUCCCAACCGACCAGUUCAAAGUCAAAGUAGAAGGACCUAGGUUUGACCAGGACCGAUCGACGAUCGAUUUAGGAAACUUACUGAAUGCGUAUGAGGCCAUCGGAUUCCAAGCUACUAGCUUAUCUCAAUCGAUCGAGAUCAUUAACAAGAUGCGUUCUUGGAGGCUAUCAGAUGAUGAUCCGACGGUCGAAAGAGGCUCCAAGGAGGACGAAUCGGCGCGGAUCUUCUUGGGCUUUACCUCCAACCUGGUCUCCUCAGGCUUACGAGAGAUCAUCAGUUUCCUCGCCAAACACAACUACGUAUCGGUGAUCGUGACCACCGCUGGAGGGAUUGAAGAAGACUUGAUCAAAUGUCUCAGUCCGACUUAUCUGACACCAGAUAAGACAUUCGGCUCGGUAGAAGGGAAGAAAUUGAGAUCGCUUGGAUUGAAUCGGAUCGGCAAUCUGAUCGUGCCUAAUCAGAACUAUUGUCAAUUCGAGGACUGGAUCUUGCCCAUCUUCGAUCAAAUGAAACUCGAACAGGAUCAGUCUAAUGCUAAAUGGUCCCCUUCCAAGGUCGUCGAACGAUUAGGCCACGAGAUCAAUCAUCCCGACUCUUUCCUCUAUUGGGCUGCCAAGAACAAGAUCCCGGUCUUUUGUCCUGCCCUGACCGAUGGUUCUUUAGGAGAUAUGUUAUGUUUUCACUCUAUCAAGACCGACCCUAACCCUUUAGUGAUCGACAUCGUCGCGGAUAUUCGAAGGAUCAACGAGCUCGGUCGGUCGGCCAAGAAGGCCGGCAUGGUCAUCCUGGGUGGAGGGGUCUGUAAACAUCAGAUUGCGAAUGCGAUGUUAUAUAGAAACGGGGCGGAAUACUCUGUAUAUGUCAAUACGGGCCAAGAGUUUGAUGGGUCAGACAGUGGAGCCAGACCGGACGAAGCGAUCAGCUGGGGGAAAAUCAAAGGCGAUUCGGAAUCGGUCAAAGUAUUUGCGGAUGCUACUCUGGUCUUUCCUCUCAUCGUCGCCGCUACUUGGGCAAAAGAUCAUUGGAAAUCUAAGCCUGAAACUGAGACGACUGAGCCGGUCGAAUCCAAAAAAUAA